Molecule: messenger RNA, 1836 nt
Organism: Melampsora larici-populina 98AG31
Lineage: Eukaryota; Fungi; Basidiomycota; Pucciniomycetes; Pucciniales; Melampsoraceae
Exons: 3
Coding region: 190-1218 (342 amino acids)
Source: RefSeq, a predicted model, not a curated record
UAAGAAAUCAGUACCUUCAAGCGGCUUGACUCUAUCAUCCUUGGUUUUUUCUCGCUUUCGAAGCUCUAUACGGAUAUCCAUUUUCAACCCGCCAUAUACAAUCAUUGUCCACUUCACCAGAUAUCGCACUCGUGCUCCUUUAACAUCAGACAUAGCUCCAAUCAAAUUUGGCUCAUUUUUCGGGAUACAAUGACAACUUAUCUUACUUCUUCGACCAGCAGACACGCAAAACAAACAGUCUCAGUGAGCUCUGCGAGCGUUAGUUCUGUGACUCCUACGGCUACACACAUUGCUUCGACGUCACCCACAACAUCUUCACACCCUACGAUUCCUUCCAACCGCCCGACUUCCUAUAGCAUUCCAGUUUCUGGUUCUCUUGGAACAAAAACAAGCUUGGGUCUACCGGUGAACAGUAUACAGAUUGUUUUUGGACCCGCCACUCCCACUGCGACUGCCAAAUCUACCAAAGAUCUCACCUCCGCAUCCCACUUUGGACCAGUAGCGAUAACAUUCCUUGUUUUGGGGGUGUUGUUGGCCCUUAUAGGACUGUCGGUCAUAGUCUUAUUGUUGAGGAUCCAAAAAAGUCGCCGUCGGGACGCACACGACUUUUCAGAUGUAUCAUCAAACAAUCCAGCAUCGGAACCAGCAUCGUUAUAUGAAGCAUCGGAACCAGCAUCGUUAUACGAAAACCCUAAUGAGUUACAAGUGGACAGAACUUCCUUUCGCGCAUCAACACCACGCCAAGUUUUCUAUCUUGCAGACUGUAAUAGAGCUUCCUCAUUCAUUUCAAGCCCAGCUCAAUCCUUCGAUAUCACGCGACUUUCGACUCGCUACGUACACAAAUCAGCGAGAUCAAGUGCGAUGACUUUAAGAGUAGAUGGCCCUGUAUAUGAACCUUCGUAUCGACUUUCAAGUGAUACCUGUAUGGUCAUGGAUCCCUUGAUGAUGAAAAAAACCAUUCCUCCACAAAACGCCUCCAAUCACUCAUCCUUCAUGUCAGAUAAUUCCCUUUAUGGCACACUAGCACAUCGCUCAGCAGCAAGGGUUUCUAUCCCACCAUUACCUCAGGCUCGGCCUAAGCUAUCCAUGAUAAAGCACUUAAACCAGGGAAUUCGUCGUUCUAUAUCCAACAUGUCACAUGCUUCUACACGAAAAGUUUCUGGAAUAGCUCAAGAUAUUCCAGCUCUUCCCGCUGAAGUUUUCCAAGAUAGGCCAUGAUACAAAGGCUGAAGUCUGGUGGCUUUAUUAUCAGAUGCUCUACACUCACGUGACUCUACACAGAUCUCGCAUCAUCUCAUCGACUUACAAGGACUCUUGAGGUGGUACAUCCAUUUACAAUUUUAAUUGCUAUGGAUAUGUCAUUCACCACAUACAUAACUAGGCAACUGUUAUCAAUUCUAAUUAUAUACCCAGCCUCAGGCCAGGUUAUCAAGCUUUUUGAUCAUGCCCCCCCCGUAUAUUUCAUCUUUCAUGUAGCAUUGGAUUUUUGAAACAUUUGAAAUGUUCCUUAUCUAAUUUGUAGUGGGAUUCCAUCAUACUAAACACCCUUUGACAACAUACAUGGAUAUCACUAAUCUCACCUUAUCUGAGAGAUCAUACAAUACUUACAGAUGAAGCAAUGUAGCAAGAUUGACUGAGCCAUAUAGGUUUAAGUAGCAUACUCAGUAAUAUAACAACAAGAGUGAAGUUGCCAAUGAAAGCUACCUCGUGUUACAACAAAUCAUCUUCAAUACAAGGUUGUAAAAGCUUCAGAUACCAAGUCAGAAGCAUUCCUUCAGUAUAUACAAUUUAGUCUUAAUGCACAAAGAGUCUACUAAUGAGGUUCUUAUCAGUGAU